This is a messenger RNA of Agelaius phoeniceus (red-winged blackbird), 3108 nucleotides long. It is a transcript of the gene FRMD4B, whose product is annotated as FERM domain containing 4B. The record is from RefSeq and is a predicted model, not a curated record. Lineage: Eukaryota; Metazoa; Chordata; Aves; Passeriformes; Icteridae. Gene Ontology annotation, biological process: establishment of epithelial cell polarity. Gene Ontology annotation, cellular component: cytoskeleton; bicellular tight junction; adherens junction.
AUGGCUCCGGUGCUGAUGUGCGGCGUGGAGGAUGUGCUGCUCGGCGGCAGCCGCCUGCUCUGGACCCUGACCGUGGCCGCGCUGCGCCGCUGCUACUCGGCCCGGCUGCGGGCGUGCCGCCAGGCGCUGCGAGCCUGGUGCGGCCUCCGCGAUGUCUACCAGAUGACCGAGGGCCGGCACUGCCAGGUGCAUCUCCUCGAUGACAGGAACUUGGAGCUGCUGGUUCAGCCCAAACUUUUGUCUCGGGAGUUGCUGGAUCUGGUGGCCUCACACUUCAACCUGAAAGAAAAGGAAUAUUUUGGGAUAACAUUUAUCGAUGACACAGGGCAGAGUGUCUGGCUGCAGCUGGAUCACCGUGUCCUGGACCAUGACUUGCCCAAGAAACCAGGGCCAGCAACUUUGUACUUUGCCGUUAGGUUCUACAUUGAAAGCAUUUCCUUUCUCAAGGACAAAACUACAGUGGAACUGUUUUUUCUGAAUGCUAAGUCCUGUGUACACCAGGGACACAUCGAGGUGGACAGCGAGACCGUGUUCAAGUUGGCCGCCCUGGUGCUCCAGGAAGCUAAAGGGGACUAUUCCAGUGAUGAGAACGCUAGAAAAGACUUGAAGACACUGCCUGUCUUUCCUACCAAGACACUGCAGGAGCAUCCAUCACUUGCCUACUGUGAGGACAGAGUAAUUGAGCAUUAUACACAAAUUAAAGGUCUGACCAGAGGACAAGCCAUUGUUCAGUACAUGAAAGUGGUAGAAGCUUUGCCAACAUAUGGAGUUCAUUACUAUGGAGUAAAGGAUAAACAAGGAAUCCCAUGGUGGCUUGGAAUAAGUUACAAAGGAAUCGGCCAGUACGACUUACAAGACAAAGUGAAGCCCAGAAAACUAUUUCAAUGGAAACAGCUGGAAAAUCUGUAUUUCCGUGAGAAGAAGUUUGCUGUGGAGGUGCACGAUCCCCGCAGAAUUUCAGUGUCAAGAAGGACCUUUGGUCAGAGUGGGCUGGUUGUGCAGACCUGGUAUGCAAACACUUCCCUGAUCAAGUCCAUCUGGGUGAUGGCAAUCAGUCAGCACCAGUUUUACUUGGACAGGAAGCAAAGCAAAGCAAAAAUUCCAUCAGCCAGAAGUUUGGAUGAUAUCGCCAUGGAUCUGACAGAGAUGGGAACUCCAAAAGUGUCAAAGCUGGUGACCUUGGAGGCCAAGAACCAGCUUAUUAUGGCCAGCAAUGGCAGUUUGAUCUCAUCAGGCUCUCAGGACUCAGAGGUCAGUGAAGAACAAAAGAAGGAGAAAAUUAUGGAACUAAAGAAGAAAGAGAAACUCCUUCAGGAAAAACUGCUUCAGAAAGUUGAGGAGCUGAAGAAAAUCUGCCUGCGAGAGGCGGAGCUGACAGGCAAGAUGCCCAAGGAGUAUCCCCUGGGUGCUGGAGAGGAGCCUCCCCAGGUGAGGAGGCGCGUUGGCACGGCGUUCAAGCUGGAUGACAACCUGCUCCCCAGCGAGGAGGAUCCCACUUUGCAAGACUUGGAGAGCAAUUUUAUCAUACACCAAAAGCUGGUGGAAGCUGCAAAGAAACUUGCCAGUGAGCCAGACCUCUGCAAAAACGUGAAGAAGAAAAGAAAGCAAGAGUAUGCUGAUGCUGUAAAAAAGCUACAAGAGAUAGAAAACUCCAUAAAUGAAUAUAGAAUCAAGUGUGGCAAAAAACCAACCCAGAAAUCAACUCUGGCUCUACCAGAUGAUAUAAUUCCGUCCGAGAGCAGCUCCCUGUCAGACACAACCACCUAUGAUGAUGUCAGUGAAUCACUUCCUGCAGCAGCACAGAGACCCAGCUCUGCACAGCUUUCUCCAAGACUUCCCCCACCAAAGUCCCUUGGCGUGGAGAGAAUUCAUCUCAGGAAGUCAUCCAUAAACGAGCAGCUCUUGGAAAGCAGACACUCCAGGGAGGUGCUCUCGGCGCACAGCAGCCCGUUCCGCGCGCUGGAGCGGCCGGCGCCGCCGCAGGGCGGCAGGAGCAUGCCCACCACCCCCGUGCUCACCCGCAACGCCUACAGCAGCAGCCACCUGCAGCCAGAUGUUUCCCCACGCCACUGCCGGCAGCGCAGCGGAAGCCUGGAAUCGCAGACACACCUGCUGUCCGAGGCUCCUGCUGACAAGCCAGCCUUCUCCCUCUGCAAGUCCCAGCGGAGCAGCAGCACAGAGAUCCUGGACGAUGGAUCAUCCUACACCAGCCAGUCAAGUGCAGAGUAUUACUGCGUGACACCCACUCCCAAUCCCUAUUACACCACUCAGACCCUCGACAACAGGACCAGGGGCCGCAGGCGCUCAAAGAAACACAACAUUUCCGCAGCAAGUUCAGGGAGCAUGCCAAACCUGGCACAUAAGGACGCCCGCAGCGCUGCCUUCCACAAAAAUCAGGAGCAGCCUUCCUCUAAUUACUACAUUCCUGGGUACUGCCCUUACACUGAGCCUGACGUUUAUUACAACGGGGGGUACGUCUAUGAGAGUGACACGGAGGGGCAGUACAGCGUGAACCCCUCGUACCGCUCGUCGGCGCACUACGGCUACGAGCGGUACCGCGAAUUCCGCUCCUACCACGAGGACGAGGUGGACAGAGUCCCACACAACCCCUAUGCCACCCUCAGGCUCCCCAGGAAGCAAGUUGCUAAAACGGAGCACAUAACCAAAAACAUUCACAAGGCCUUAGUAGCAGAGCAUCUCCGGGGCUGGUACCAGCGUGCCUCCAGCCAGAAGGAGCAGGGUCACAGCCUGCAGGCGGGCUUUGAGUCUGACAGAGGAUCUCAGAGGAGUUUGGGCUUUGCUGCUCUGCAGACGCCGUGCUCGCCCAGCAGUCGGGUGUCGUCUUUCUCUUCGGCAUCUUCUACAAACACUGCUGGGAACUGGAGAACCCCCCUUGCACUGGGACUUUCAGACUAUGAUACGUUGUCUCAUUCCUCCUACUCCAGCUGUUAUGGGAAUGUUUAUGGCAACCUUCCUUUGCAGAGCAGGACCUACGUGGAGCCGAGCCAGCUGGGAGGGGACGAGGAGGAUGGCCUGGAGGCAGAGCUGCCCAGCAGUGAGCAGAGGCUGUUCUGGCACGAGGACUCCAAGCCCGGGACGCUGGUGUAG